GUCUUCCCAUGAGGAAGCAGAGCCUGAGGACCCUGGGUCGGACUCUCCAAUCUCUGGUGCCGAGGUCACUGAGGUGGUUAAAAAGCUCCUCGGUGGCAGGGCGCCGGGGGUGGAUGAGAUUCACCCGGAGUUCCUUAAGGCUCUGGAUGUUGUAAAGUUGUGUUGAUUGAUGUGACUCUACAAUAUUGCGUAGACAUCGGGGGCAGUUCCUCUGGAUUGGCAGACCAGGGUGGUGGUCCCCCUAUUUAAAAAGGAGGACCGCAGAAGGCGUUUAUGCACUGCAGGGCCGGCCCCGGCCCGAGUUCUAACCCAGGUUUGGCGGUUGUGCAUAAGCAAAGUAGAGCCGGAUCCAGCCCGAGUUUUGGAACCUGGCCAGGYGAGRUUCUAUUCAGGCYGGCCUGAURGGCCCAGUUUGAUGUCAUGWACAGCUGMUCAUUUGAUUGGUUUGUUAGCAGCAGGGGCGGGACAGCAGUUAGUCAUCAGCGCGACUAUAUUCGGACCGCAGCCAUUUUACUUUUUSUGUUGAGCCUGGUCAUAACUUGCUGACAAUGUCUUCAUCCCAAGCCCCCGUUGCGUGGUCUAAYGAUGAGGUUAGCUUUUUCCUGAACUACUUGGCGGAUGAGCAUGUCCAGAAGGAGCUGGAUAGCAGCACACGAAACGUGAAAGUGUUCAAGCGUGCGUCGGAGGAAAUGGUGGCAACCGGCUUCACCCGUACAUCUAAMCAAUGUCGGGAGAAGCUGAAAAAAUUAAAGUCUGACUACCGGUCAAUAAAAGACCACAACGGCAAGAGUGGACGAGGGCGGAAGGAUUGGCGGUGCUUUGAUACAAUGGACCAGGUUUUUGGCCAGCGGCCCUCCAGCAACGCAAGAGGAACUGUGCUGGACUCUGCCUCUCACUUGCUGCAGAGUAUGAUGGAAGAUGAGUCUUCAACCUCGUCAGACACUUCUGAGUCAGCUUCAGCCGCAUCAAGCAUGGAGGAACAACCAGGACCAUCGUGUCGUCCAUCUCCGCCGGCCACACCUGCAUCCACACCAGCGAGGCCCACAACUCCGCACCCCGCGGCGUGUGCCACCCCUGCUCAGCAAGGUACUCGUUUUGGUCGGCGUAAACGGAGUACAGCAUACACGGACUUCAUCCUGGCCAUGCAACAAGAGGCGCAGGAUGACAGAAGCCAGCGAGACCGGCAUGUCGAUUUGCUCAUGGAAGAACUGGAACAGGAACUGGAGUUGGCGAGGGCAGAUUUGGAGGCAGCGAGGGCAGAAUCUGAGGCCAUGAGAAUGAUGGCACAGCAGCAAGAACGCAUAGCAGAUUCAUUGGGAAAGUUGGUGGAUGUGCUGGCUUCCAGAAUGUAAACUCCGCAGUUGUACUUCCAUUUGCAGUAUUGCUUUAUUUGUUUAAAUUCAGUGCAAUAUUUUCUACCUCAUUGUUUUUUGACAUUAACAGUSCCACAUUCUAUUACUUUAUUAUUUUAUUUAACCUGUGUGCAGCAUUUUCUAGUAAAAAUUCUACGAGUGCAAAUUGUUUUAAAGUGAUCUGUGUGCAAUAGUUCUUACAUUAUAGUAUCGAAGUGUAAUAAAACUGUUUUUUUUUUACCACACUACUGCCUUUCUUUGAUGUGAUACAUGACUGUGAGACAAAGAUUAUGAAAUUAACAUCAAAGGUUGUAUGAAAGCACCUCCAAAUGAUACUUGACUUAAUUUUAAACAACAAGUAUCUUGUCAUGAAAUUACUUUGGUAAAAGUCUUCCUUAAGAAUAUUACCUGUGUAAAAGUUAAAGUACCUGAUUAAUUUUUAACUCAAAUAUGAAAAGUAAAUUUCUGACAAAACGUACUUACCGGUAAGUAUUAAAAGUAUUAAGUUAAAAUGAGUUAAAUUUACAGAAAUUACAUUUAGUGGGUGGUGAUCUCUCCAAACCAAAAAUAUUUUUGCUGGAGGUGUGCAGCUGUAAUGUAUUGUGUAGAAAGUACAGCUAAUAGUGUAACAAUGUAUGAAGCAGAAGUAAGAAGUAUGCUUAAUAAUCAGGAUUYAAGUAAAGUACAGAUAACAAAAACUUUAUGUAAGUACACUAACAAAUUAUUGGUACUCAGUUACUUUUUAACACUGGGUUUUACCUCACACUCUGAAAGACCAGGUGACAGCUGGAAUAAGAAGAAAAUCUAUCAGUUACUGAAUAAAAAGGGUGCAGAAAGAAAUAAAAAAAUUAAAUAUAUCCCUUCUUUAAAAACAACUUCAAACAACUUGAACUUGAACAAUCUUACUAUUUGAGAUAAGAAAACCAAAAUUUUUUUUGAAAACAAGAACAAAAUAUAAGCAAGCAGGUGAUAGCACUUCCUACUGAAUUUAUACAGCUGUUUUUGCAAAAAUAGGAUUUGUUAUUGCUGGAAUAAACCUAACAUGUUAACAUAGCAUAACAUAAYCCAAACAUAUUCAUAAUAUGAAACAUGCGACACAAAAUGUAAAUGCUGUCAUGUC
Messenger RNA from Austrofundulus limnaeus, 2472 nucleotides. RefSeq lists its product as uncharacterized. The record is from RefSeq and is a predicted model, not a curated record. Lineage: Eukaryota; Metazoa; Chordata; Actinopteri; Cyprinodontiformes; Rivulidae.